AUGGAAGUCAACAUCUCCUCCCAGUGCAGUGCCCCUCCAUCUCUCGCAAAAGAUGUGGUGAAUGUUGGAGUCCUAGGAAUCCCAGCAGGGCUGCAGCAGUACCGAGCCUCCAUUAAACCCCUGAUGGGCUAUGGAGAGAGCCAAUCUAAUCUAGAGGACGGCACCCAUUCCCCCCACAGGCGGAAGAGUAGGAAGUAUGCUGACGGUCAGCUUCCCCCAAUGGGAACCAAAAUCCCGCCUAGUUCCCCUCACAGACUCAGUGAAGUCAGGAUGUUUGAUGGCGGACAAAUCAUCGGAGGUGUGGGCCUCGUGUCUCCUGAGAAGAAGUCACUGAUUCGCCAGUCCCUGGGGCAGGACGCUACACUAGAGAUUAUAAGCAGAAGAAGAGGCAGUGGAUCCUCAUCCUCCACCUCAUCUGUUUUUGCUGACAGUCCUCUCGGACAAACUGAGAGACUGUUUCAGGGCCAUAUGAAUGCCAGCAAUGCCCAAAGUGAGAGAAUCAAAGCCAUGGAGGAGCAGAUAGCCAGUCUAGCAGGGCUAGUGCACCACGCUUUGUCCAUAGGACCAGGAGACAAGGAU
Neolamprologus brichardi is the source of this 579-nucleotide messenger RNA. The record is from RefSeq and is a predicted model, not a curated record. NCBI's taxonomy places the organism in Eukaryota, Metazoa, Chordata, Actinopteri, Cichliformes, Cichlidae.